This is a messenger RNA of Gigantopelta aegis, 3199 nucleotides long. Its product is annotated as N-alpha-acetyltransferase 20-like. The coding region runs from base 93 to 614 and encodes 173 amino acids. Gene Ontology annotation, cellular component: NatB complex. The record is from RefSeq and is a predicted model, not a curated record. Lineage: Eukaryota; Metazoa; Mollusca; Gastropoda; Neomphalida; Peltospiridae. Gene Ontology annotation, molecular function: protein-N-terminal amino-acid acetyltransferase activity. Gene Ontology annotation, biological process: N-terminal peptidyl-methionine acetylation. The transcript is spliced from 6 exons.
CCGAAAGAGUGAUGGAGGAUCCAGGACCAAGGAAAACAUGCUCUUUUUUAAUCUUUAGAUUGUAGUAUUAACAGAAUGGAAAGAUUAAAAAAAUGACAACGAUACGUCCAUUCACCUGUGAUGAUUUGUUUAAAUUUAAUAACGUAAAUUUGGAUCCUCUGACUGAAACAUAUGGCUUGCCUUUCUACAUGCAGUACCUGGCUCACUGGCCGGAAUACUUCCAGGUGGCCGAAUCACCAAGUGGAGAAGUCAUGGGAUACAUCAUGGGCAAGUCCGAAGGGUCGGGUGAAGUGUGGCAUGGUCACGUGACUGCUCUAACGGUGGCUCCGGAAUACCGUCGUCUCGGGCUGGCAGCCAAGUUGAUGAACAUCCUCGAAGAAGUGUCAGAAAAGAAGAGAUGUUACUUUGUGGACUUAUUCGUGCGAGUGUCUAACCAAGUUGCCGUGACGAUGUAUGAGAAACUCGGCUACAGCGUGUACCGCCGUGUUCUUGAGUACUACUCGGGGGAAGUCGAUGAAGAUGCCUUUGACAUGAGGAAAGCCCUAUCGCGCGAUGUGGAUAAGACAUCCGUCAUCCCGUUAUCCCACCCUGUCCGGCCGGAGGAGUUGGACUGACCUUGACUCCGGUGAAUCGCCAUGGUGAUCUGUUGUUCCAGUCUCUGAUAUUCGCAGCUGCACUUGUUGGUGCUAUUCUCACUCUACUGCUGGUGGAGUUGUCACGACGACAAACCCAACGCUUUCCUUCACUGCACCCUUCCGUAGAUCGCGAUCUGUGAGACUUUGUGUUCACAGGAAGAGCCAACAGACCCAUCCCACCUUUUCAUUUAACUCGAAAAAAAAAAUUCUCUGUCAAGUUAAAUGUAAAAACUUAUCUACUGUAUACUUGUUUUGCAUGAAAAUAUUUUUGUGGGUAUCGAUGUUUAUCAGUGUUAUUAGUUUUAUUAUGAACUGAAUUUUUUUUUCUUGUCUAUAGUAAUUUGUGAGAGAUACGCUGUGCCAUAUGUAUGAUAACUCGUAAAUUUAUUUAUUUUGGAUUAAAUAAUAAUGUUCUACUUGUUUCCCCAUAUAUUACAAAAUAUAUUGUGCAUCUUUUUUGUGAUUUAAGUUGCCAGCAGAUGUCCCUUCUUUUAUUUUUGUUCACAUUUCAUUUCCACUUAUUUUCAUGCUUAUAUCCAAUUACAGUUCAAACACGCUGUCCUGGGCACACAUCUCAGCUAUCUGGACUUUCUGUCCAGGACAGUAGGUUAGUUGUUAGUGAGAGAGAAGAGGGUGUAGUGGCCUUACACCUACCAAUUGAGUCGUUUUUUGUUCACAGAACUUUGUUCUCAACUGGUGAUCUUAAAAUAAUUGUAAAAAUAUAUUUCAUCUUUAUAAUAUAACUUAUAUGAUUGUGUGCAGGACCAGUAUCCGAUGCCUUAGGUAAGUCCACAAUGUGCAGCCAUCCAUAUUUAAUUUGGAACAUACUAUAAACCUUUAAAAAAACUCAAAAAAACACCACCUACAAUCUCCACCCCUUCCCCCUCUCGAUUAUUUUUAAUUUAUGCUAUUGUGGCUUAAUUUUUGCCAAAAUAUAGGAUCAUCAUGCACUCAUCGCCUGAUUGCUUAAAACCUUGAACACUUAAGAGUUAUAUAUAAGAUAUGUAUUGAGUGAUGAUUAGUGUUCAGCAGAUCUUGUUAAAUUUAUAUCUUUUUUUAAUAAUAAUAGAGCUGUGCUUACUCAUCCUCCACUCCAAAAAAAAAAAGAAAUAAAAAAAAGUUACAUCUAGACAAAAAAAUAAAAAAUUCUGCAUGUUUGUAAUUAAUGAUCAAUUGUAUACCAACUCCCCUCGCUAGAUAUGGCCCGGACAAUUUAAUUUUCGACCUGCACGAAGGAAUAAAAAAAUUUGAAAAUAUGAAGUAAUACAGGGUCUUUUAACAGCUAGACAAAAAGUGGUCUUGACUAAAAGAACACUUAAAUUCCAUAUUUUUCUGGAGGAGGAGCAACUGUCCCUCUGCUUCCCUCACCAGAUAUGGUCCAGAAAAUUAGAUUUUCGACCUGCCUGAAGGGGGGACGUGGAAUGGCAGAUUUAAUUAAGAAAUAAUAAGUUUAUUUUAAGUAUCUAUUGGAGUGGAAAGUCGCUUUAUACUUUGAUAAGUGGGCCUCGCAGACGCAUUGAUUAGUGAUCGUCUUCCACUAACAAGCCAGCUGUGUUUGGCUAAGCUACAAACCGCGGAGAGCUACGGGGGGAUGGGGAGGGGAAGAGGUGUCUGAAGACAAGAGACGUGUGUUUGUGGUGAUGAACACCCGGCAGACGAUCUACAGGCCCGCUUCACCAGCUAACGAGUUCCCCAGCGAUCGGUUCCGCCCCGUCUCUUCAUCAGACUGCACAUCACGUCUGCUAAUGAGGCUAUCAGCUUCUCUUGCACAUAGACUUAUUUCAGAGUGCAUACCUUUACCACAGGUUUACAGUUUUUACUUUUCAAGAUGCUGUCAAAAAAAAGAAAAAAAAAAGAAAAAAAAGGUUCUAUUAUGGAUAUUGGUUUUAGUAUCUUUUUUUUUUCUUUUUCUUCGUGGUAAUUUUAGACAUAUGAGACCACCAGCACCACAAUUAGAAAGUUGGGCAUUUUCACAGCAAAGCCCGAAAGCCAAAUUUAUAAAGCUUAUUUUAGUCUUAAACAUAUGUAACUGCAUACAUUUACAAUAAUUAAAUAUCUGCGUGUAGCAAAAACGGACUUCGUAAAUUCGGCUCUGAAUUUCCCAGUGACGAAUUCAGAAAGGCGAGCGUUGACGAACUAUUUUACUGGUAUUGUAUUAUAUCCCAUCACAUUCAUUUAGCGUUAGGUACACACACAAAAAACCCAGUCUACCGCACGACCUCAACCGCUCGCCCUAAUGAACAUGCCUAAAAUUAAUUUAAUUUUUCAUAGCAAAGACUGAAUUUUACUUAAAUAUUUUAAGAUGUAUAUAUUUCGUUCUAUCUCCAAUAAAGUGCAACCCCAUACACCUAUGUUGGCAAAUAUUAGUAUCCUUAAAUGUUUCUUUUGUCCUGAUGUGUUUGUGUGUUUAGCGUUCUGUUUGCUGCGUGUUGAAAGAUGUGACUAGAAGAAAUACACGUUUGAUUUGCUGUAUAACCUGUUGCUGCAUAUCUCCACGAUGAUUCACCGGAGUAUAAACUUGCCAACUCAUCACAAGUGAUGAAGAAAUAAAAUAAAUAAAUAUU